UGAUGUUGGCGUACAGGUCGUCAGUUCAUGCAUCCACUGGAGUUUCUCCCUCUAAGAUGAUGUUUGGUCGUGGAGUCAAACUCCCCAUAGACAUCAUGUUAGGAAGACCUUUUUCCUUCACUUCAGAUGGAAUAUCAGUGCUUGCUGUGCGGGGACAUUAAGUUCAGCAGCAGAUAUGGAGUGGUGCGCCAUCUGGAGGAGAAGCACUCAGGUUUCCGCUGGGAGUGCCAGCAGUGUUCGAAACUUUUCCCCCGCCAGGCCAAUGGGACGCACAAUGACCCCAAGGGUGAAGUGUGCAAGGGCACAGUGUUUUUGUGUAUGGGUCCGGAUGGCAGCAGAGGUAGUGCUGCCCGUAAUCAGCUUGACAACUGGCGGAGGACGGCUCUGCCAAGUCUGUGGAAGUCGACGCCAGCUAAGGGUCAGAGGAAGCGACGUCCCUCCAGGAGAGAGUCACCCCCUCACAAGAGGGCAAAGCCAGAGGUUGUCACUGAUGUGUCUCCAGCAAGGUCAUUUACAUCCUUACCCCCCUCGCCAAAAGUUUCCUUGGGUGCAGCUUCUCCGUCGCGUUCUAGAUCACCGUCUCCAAAGAAGACUGCAAGGAAGGUCAUGUCAAGGGCAGUUAUUUCGUACACAUCAUCAUCAUCAUCUUCUGAGUCAUCGGAUAACAGGUCACCGUCACCAAUCCGUACAGUGUUUAGCGAGACAAUCCUGCCCCCUGUAACGCCUCCUGUGACACCCAAAAAGACGCCACCCUCUACACCUCCCUCUAAGAAGACUGUAGUUCUCUCUCUAGGAGCGGCUAGGACAUCAGUAAUCAAAGCUCUUCCUGAUGUGACCCCCCAUCUGACCUAA
Messenger RNA from Mizuhopecten yessoensis (Yesso scallop), 852 nucleotides. RefSeq names its product histone H3.v1-like. Bases 127 to 852 code for a protein of 241 amino acids. The transcript has 2 exons. NCBI's taxonomy places the organism in Eukaryota, Metazoa, Mollusca, Bivalvia, Pectinida, Pectinidae. The record is from RefSeq and is a predicted model, not a curated record.